GUGGACACCCGCCCAGCUAGGGGUGCGUGCGUGCAAUCUCUGCUUCACAGCCCUGGUCAAACAAUGGGAAUACCACGAACGGGAGGGUAAACCCAUCACAGAGAGAUUGUACUGGCUCAAAAGGAACGAUGGAAAAAGUUUCAUUGGUGCCGAAAUGUCCACCCAGGGCGAAUAUGCCACUCAGGUGCUCGGUCUAAAUCCGGAACACGUGCCUACCAGUGGCCGAUCGCUAACGCCUCAGUCGCAACAUAUGAGUUCUUAUGGUAGAAUCGAAAGUCCCAAUAGUUUAGCAAGGCCUCGGUCACAGGACCAUCCCGGAGCGGUUGGUCCUCUGCCUCAACAUUACCAAGUAGCUAGAAAUGAAAGUCCAAUCCGGUCUAGCUCGCGGAACGAAUCACCGCAGGGCAAAACCGAACCAUACCAUCCAACCAAGCGGUACAUCGAAAAUCACAUAAACAAUAGCGGAAGCUGUAGUCAACAGGGUUCGAGGCCUUCCAGUCGAAACGAAAAAAGUGUCACACCGAGCCUAUGUCGAGAGAAAACCCCUCACCGGUGGCGGUAGUUCCCAGCACAACGACAUCCGCCAUUACUCAGCCGGCAACGGCGUCACCAGUGCUGGCUGGUCGGUUCGAUGGCAUGAAAAUGUCCUCGUUCGCCCACCACAAACUGAAAAUUGGUAAUUACGCCAACUCACUGGCAGCAUCGGUACCGGUCUCCUCGGUUGCCACACCGUCUGCCAACAACGCGAACGAUAACAAAUCAACUUCGUCCACAUCGUCAUCGACGCAUCGGUUGGAGGAGGAAAGUGCACUGGAUUUGCGGAACCUCCCGAUGCCCGGCGCGACCGAUAUUCUGGACCUGUCGAUGCCGGACAAAAACUCGGUGACGGAAGUGUGCUACGUGUGCGGGGAUGAACAGAGGCGGGGCAGCUUGGUGGAAAUUUCCACCGUCAAGCCAAAGGAUGGCAAGGACCAGGAGAAACCGUACUUUCCGAUUUUCGACGAGACGCAUGCUAGACCCGCCCGUUCGCGACCGAAAGAUCCAAAGGGUAUGGUGCAAGCGUGCAAAACUUGCCACAACUAUCUGAUCAACCAGUGGCAUGCGUUUAAUGUAAGUUUCUCUUUUGAAAUGAUUAUUUGUUACAUUGUCGAUUAUUGGGGACUUUGGAGGGUUUGACGCGCUCAACUUGUU
Molecule: messenger RNA, 1191 nt
Organism: Aedes aegypti (yellow fever mosquito)
Lineage: Eukaryota; Metazoa; Arthropoda; Insecta; Diptera; Culicidae
Exons: 2
Coding region: 529-1176 (215 amino acids)
Source: RefSeq, a predicted model, not a curated record